Spodoptera littoralis (African cotton leafworm) is the source of this 2057-nucleotide messenger RNA. The record is from the annotation of a GenBank genome assembly. Lineage: Eukaryota; Metazoa; Arthropoda; Insecta; Lepidoptera; Noctuidae.
AUGCUACUACUAUUUCUGUUGUUAUUUUUGCACUAUGAUUUGUUAUUUUGUCAGCAGUUUGACGCAGCAGAAAUAUUUUUACCAUUUGAUAAAACUCUGACGAAAGACCACCAACCUCUGGAAGACAGAGCUAAACCGAAGUAUGUACAAAGAUACGGCCGAACGACUUUAGAUCCAGUCGUGUCAUCAGUUAGAGACGAAAUACUCGAUGACUAUCGCGUAUAUAUGGCCACGUUAAGUACGAAUGUAAAGAAAGGACAGGCUGUCGAUGACAUAGCAAACGGACCCAAUAUACUCAGAGAACGAGACAGUAAUAAAGCAAACGACAACACAGCGACAUCCCAAGAGACUUCAAUCAAAGACUCAGAUUCAGAACCUGACAAGAAUGAGAAACUGAUAAGAGAACUGAAAGAGAGUAUGAACAUAAAAGAUAUAGAUGUAACUAUUUUACCUGAUAAACUAGUGACGUCUGAUCGAGAUGACAGUAAAACGGAUGAAAGUAAAAAUGAAGAGGAAAGAGAUGUAACAGAAGAUAGCUCAACAGACGACCAUGAAGAAGAUAAUGAAACUGCUGAAGUACGUGAAGAAACUACUCCAAGUAAGGAUAAAACAAAUGAAUCCAGUGAUGAUAGUGAUAAAACUCUUAUAAUGGACGGGAUGGACGAUACGCAACUGGAUAAAAUUGGUGAUAUACUAAAUAUGGAGAGACAAAAGACAAAAAAACAACAGUCAACUGAGACAGAAGAUGAAUAUGUUACAACAACGAAACCAAGAAGAAAAAAAAGGAAGACAAAAACUACAGCACCUAUAAAAUUCAAUUAUGAUUUAGUUAAAAAAUCAACAGCCCAUGUAAAUAAAUUUACUCAUUCAGCGUUAAGAAAACACAAAUCAUCAACGCAUAGAAAAUUGAAUGUCAAGAGAAUAACAAAGAAUCGAAUCACAGUAAGCGGAAAAUAUAUGACAAAGCAUAAAAGGCUACACGCUAACAAACUUAUAAAGAUAUCAACGAAUGUACGAGAAGUAGAACCUACAACACAUAUAAUUGAUGAAGAAGCGGAAACAAGCUCUGGAACUACAUCAGUACAAGUGAAUAUAAAACGUAUGCCACAAACUACAACCACGAUGCUGCCAUACUUCAAAAUGAUUGUUGAUCUGGAUGAAGGGUACAUGGUGGUGUUCCUCAUCGAGCUGAUGAGGAUCAUGGCGUCUAAAGACAAGGAUGAUCUAUUUGAAGUUCUCGUUCAUACUGAACAGAUCGUGCUGCAACUUCAUGAAAAUGAAAAAAUUGACUGGUUCGGUCAGCCUCUCUUAGAUAUUACAAUGAAUCUGGCGAAAUUCAUGACUGAAUCUGAAACGGGAAUAAUACAAAAAUACGCUUCGAAAUUGAAUAAAAAGAUAAGUGCACGUCACCAAGAGUUAUCUUCUGAAGUCAACACCAUCAUAGACUAUGCUGAUAUGUUGUAUGAUGAUGAAGAAGGCACGAAGCUCUUCAAUGUGCUCAAAGAUUUUGAUGACUAUCCUAACACUACACGACCAGGCUAUACAGUAUGUUUAGCAUUAAUAGAGAGCUUCCUAAAGCCGUAUCAUAGGCUUAGUAAUACAGUUCUACGUCAACGAUUGUUAGACUCUAUUAACUUUGAGCUAAAAGCUAUAAUACCUCAACCAGACCUGUGGAAGAGCAACUGAACAAACCCCGUCAGUACAAUCAGACAGCGACACCACAGUCUCAUUCACAAGGAAAAAACAAAAGAACUUGACACAUAAACUACAAAAGCUGAAGUCGAAACCGAAACAUCCGACUAUCAAACGAAAACACACAAAUGUCCAGCCAAAUUACAACAAUGAAAAUGUUUAUAGACGUAGAUUAAGUUAUACACCUGAAACUCAGUACAAUUAUCCAUUGUUAAGAAAUAUGAAGCCGAUCACAAGUAUACAGAGACGGUACAAAAUUGUUACUCCGACACAUCGACACAUGUUAAGGCACAGGUCUACACGUAGUUAUAUAGUAAACCUAAUCAGUAGACCCACCAAGGAGUUCACAACUAAACUAAAUAUAG